AUGUCACCAGCACGAGCCCUCCAGGGCGCCAGCGACGGCCUCGCGUAUGACUAUGUUAUCUGCGGAGGUGGAACUUCAGGCUGUGUCAUAGCCGCCCGUCUUGCUGAGUCCUUUCCUCCCAAUGGCCCCUCAAUCCUCGUCAUCGAAGGCGGACCAGACUCCAAGGACCUCGAGCUCGUCUCAAGGGUCGGAGGACUCUUCGAGGCAAUGGGAGGUGAUCUGGAUUGGAACUUCGAGACAGUCCCACAGAAGCGCCUCAACAACCGAGUCAUCAACCUCGCGAGGGGCAAAUUCCUCGGGGGGAGCAGCGGCUUCAACGGAACGCUCUGCAUCCGGGGAUGCAAGGACGACUACGACGAAUGGAGGAUCCCAGGGUGGAAAGGGGAGGAUGUCUUCCAAGCGAUGAAGAAGGCAGAAUCCUUCCAUGGCAAGGAGUGGUUCAAGGCGGCCAAUGACGAACACGGGGUAGACGGGCCGCUGCAUACGGAGCCUCACGACGGCGCUCCCAUCUCUCACUUGAUCCUCGAGGCCAUGCAAGAACAAGGCAUGCCCCAGAUCGACGACAUGUUCACGACUGGCGAGUCCGCCCAGGGGUGUGGCCAUGUGCCUCGCACAGUUCAUCAAGGAGUCCGCACUUUCGCUGCAGAUUACCUCCGGAGGCACCAAGACAGAGUUGACAUCAUGACAAGCGCUAUUGUUGACAAAGUAAUCGUCGAGGAACGCUCAGGAAAACUUACCGCAACUGGCGUGGCAGUAGUGAAUACGUCUGGAACUUCAGCCACAAUCAAAGCUCGUCACGAAGUUAUCAUCUCUGCAGGUGCAUACUGUUCUCCCACGAUUCUCUUGCGUUCGGGUAUUGGGCCCGCCUGCGAGCUUGAUGCGCACAGCAUAACCUGCCGUGUAGACCUCCCCGGCGUCGGCAAGAACCUGCAAGACCAUCUCGUGGCCUUCGUCCCAUACGAAGUUACAACACCAAACCUUACCAAUGACGCGCACCUCUACCAUCCCGGCGGCGCCCAAGCCUCUCUCGCCAGCUACGCCGCCGACAAAUCUGGUGUCUUCUCCGCCUUUCCGUUCGGAGUAUUCGCAUUCGCCCGCCUCGAUGAACAACUUGGAUCCUCACCACUCUGGGCCAACGCACCCAAGCAUGACAACACCACCGCUGCCACUCCUCCCCGCGACCCCACAGGCCGCCUCCCCACGCAACCUCACAUCGAGCUCAUGCACACCGAGCUCUACAGCGGCCACAUCCACGGCCAACACCACAUCAUGUUCCCCACCCCCACCAACCCCGCCCGCCACGCCUUCGAGAUGAUGACCCUCCUCUUUGCCCAACAAUCCCACGGCACCGUCACGCUCCGCAGCCCCUCCCCCCACGAUCCACCGCUAAUCGACCCGGCCUACCUCUCCCACCCCCUCGACGCCCUCGCCCUCGCCGAAGGCGCCCGCCUCGCCCACCGCGUCGCCACGCACUCCGCCGCCCUAGCUCCACAUCUUUCCGGCCUCCUGCGACCCGUCCUGCCGGAGCGCUUCGCGAACUUGAGCGCCAGCGGCACCCAGCAGCCCGAGGAUAGCACGCAGGAACGAGAGGAGUGGAUCGCCUACGUCCGUGAAUACAGCGCCACGGGCCACCACCCAGCGGGCACGUGCCGUAUGGGCAAUGCCACCACCCCGGCAGAAGCGGCAGAAGCGGAAGAGGGCGAGGGUGAGGGCGUGGUCGUGGACCCCCGCCUGCGUGUGCUGGGCGUGACAGGCCUGCGCGUCGCGGACGUGAGCGUCAUGCCGAGGCUGAGCGGGGCGCAUACGCAGAUGGUGGCGUAUGCGGUGGGAGAGAAGGCGGCGGAGAUGAUCGUGCAGGAUUGGUGGGCGGCAAAGGGUCGAGGAGAAGAAGGAGAAGAGUGGUGA
Messenger RNA from Cyphellophora europaea CBS 101466, 1905 nucleotides. RefSeq lists its product as uncharacterized. The transcript is spliced from 4 exons. Bases 1 to 1905 code for a protein of 634 amino acids. The record is from RefSeq and is a predicted model, not a curated record. Gene Ontology annotation, molecular function: oxidoreductase activity, acting on CH-OH group of donors; flavin adenine dinucleotide binding. NCBI's taxonomy places the organism in Eukaryota, Fungi, Ascomycota, Eurotiomycetes, Chaetothyriales, Cyphellophoraceae.